AUGCCGCCGAACAGCAAAGAUACCACCGGAGUGCUCUACGAGUCGGAUGCGGAGACGAUAGACGGUGGCCUAAUCAAGGAUGUCGGAAAGCUAAAGACCACCGAUGGUCGGAAGCUGCAGCUGGUUUGGGUCAAUAUUGUGCUCUUUGUGAUCCUUCAUCUAUCCGCAUUGUACGGCGUCUGGCUGCUAUUGACGAAGGCCACCUGGACUACGGUGCUGCUCUUUCCGUUCGCCCUGAUUGUCACGGCCCUGGGCAUUUCCGGCGGCGCCCAUCGAUUGUGGGCACAUCGCACCUUCAAGGCUAACGUGCCACUCCGCUUGAUCUUCCUGUUCCUCAACACCCUGGCCUUCCAGGAUGCAGUGUAUAUCUGGGCGCGAGAUCAUCGAGUGCAUCACAAGUACGCGGAAACGGACGCUGACCCGUACAACUCGGAGCGAGGCUGGUUCUUCUCGCACAUCGGCUGGCUAUGCGUCCGCAAGCAUCCUCAAGUUGUGGAAAAGGGCAAGCAGAUUGACCUCUCCGACCUGGAGCAGGAUCGCCUGGUGAUGUUCCAGAAGAAGUACUACCUACUCCUGAUGCCGCUCAUCUGCUUUGUCCUGCCCACCGUGCUGCCGAUGUAUCUGUGGGGCGAGUCGCUCAACGUCUCCUGGCACGUGAUGGCCCUGCUCCGCUGGGUGACCACCCUGAACCUUAUCUGGCUGGUAAACAGCUCGGCCCAUAUGUACGGCAAGCGGCCAUACGACAAGAAGAUCAGUCCCACCGACGAGAGCUUCCUCAUUUGGUUGCGCUUUGGCGAGGGCUACCACAACUAUCACCACGUCUUUCCGUGGGAUUAUAAGAGUGCCGAGCUGGGUCCAUACUCUCGAGACCUCACGACGGCCUUCAUCAACUUCUUUGCCUGGCUGGGCUGGGCCUACGACCUGAAGAGUGUGUCCCCGGAUUUGGUUCGACGGCGGGUUCAGCGGACGGGAGAUGGCUCCCAUCCCGUGUGGGGGUGGGGCGACAAGGACCAGUGCAGCGAAGAUGUCGCCGACACCACCAUAACCCACCAGCGGGUGGUCAGAUGAGGAAUUAGUGAGCGAAUGAAAAGCCAAAGAAAAGUUAAGGAAAUAAUAUAUUGUUAAAUAAAUACAUUUAAAUAGCCCAAAAUCCGCUGAAUCUGUAAGUUUUUUUUUAUCGGUGCAGAGAGAAGUCUUAUGAUGUAUGAAUGUUAUAUAUUAUAUAUAAAAUGUAUAUAUUUUGUCAUAUAUAAUUAAUUAAACAUUAGCUUUGACGUCGAAAAUAGUAUACAAACAAGAAAGAAAGGUCAGUUUGUAUUCCCUCGAUCCAUUUUGAUUAAAUCAAUAGAAAAAUUAA
Molecule: messenger RNA, 1357 nt
Organism: Drosophila kikkawai
Lineage: Eukaryota; Metazoa; Arthropoda; Insecta; Diptera; Drosophilidae
Product: acyl-CoA Delta-9 desaturase-like
Biological process (GO): unsaturated fatty acid biosynthetic process
Cellular component (GO): endoplasmic reticulum membrane
Molecular function (GO): iron ion binding; stearoyl-CoA 9-desaturase activity
Source: RefSeq, a predicted model, not a curated record